AUGCAGCCCCCCGCUGUCAAAAUCGUCCUCCAAAACAUCCUCAACUCCAAAAACCCAUCUUCAGAAUUCCCGCAGCCGGUGUUACAAGUCACGAACGCAAGUCUAGUCUACAGCGGCAACAACAACGUUGACCACCAGUUGAAAGACUACACCACCACCACCGCCACCACUCCGGCCCAGACCCAGAAUGAGCCCGAGGAAGCUAAGGAUAAAUCCGCAGCAAAGUUACGAUUAUCAGACACAGCCCAUUGGACGCAUGGUAUUGCUUUCCCGCCCUCCCCCCUCCUCCGCUCGGUACAAGUUAACCUUUCAAUCAAUCACUACCAGCACUCCUCCAGGACAAAGACCUACAUGACCUCGUCUCCAGCAACAAACUGUGCAAGGGCCACAUUGUGCGGCUGACAAACUACGAGGUUAUCAAGCAGGCUCGACAACCCAAAGCUGAGGAUGGAGAUGAGGCUUGGUCCUCACCGCCGGGUAAACGGCGGUGUAGGAGUCCGGUUGGGAAUGGAUUUAACGUUGUUAGGCCGACGUUUGGGAGCGGGGAGACGGAGUUGCCGUAUGCUUUUUUUCCUUUGUGGGUGAGUGGGUGAGUGGGCGCUAAUUUGGCGAUCCACGGCAGGAGUAGUUGUCUCUUGAUACGUGGGCUGGUGAUCCUCUCACCGGGGAAGAGGAAAGAGAGGGAGGAUGAGGAGGUGAAGAAGGAAAUGGUGAAGAGUGAGGUUAAGAUUCCGAUUGUGCCACCUCCGGCGAUAGUCUUGAAGCCUUUGCCGCAGCGGGCUGGUGCGAACUGCCUUGAAACUUUGAGCUACCCGCGAACUAGGGACUGACGAUUAGUGGGUUAGUUUCGGGGGUGUUAUCGCCUUCACGAUUUCUGUCACAGAAAAAGGCCUCCAAUAAUAGAGAUCCGGAUCUCACCUCCAGCUCUGCAACCGACCAUGUUCCUACGAUUCCGGGCAUUCCCCGGAAUAGCUCGAUCUCGUGGGCAGACCGACGAAUGACAUUUGGUGGACUGGAAACAGCAACACACGGAACAAGAGCUUGUAUACAACCCCCCUCCCUUUCUCCUUACCUCUCACCUAUGCAUAUACAUAUCUAACACUCCCAUAGCAUUCCUUGCAGUCCUCCUCUGUCGCCGUCAUCCGUACGACAACAAAUCCCUGGAUGGGUCAAAACAAGACUGGUACCUCUGGGACCCCACCAGCAAACUCCUCCCCCCUUCCCCCUCUACCACCACCCCCCCUCAUCUUCCCCACCGCCGUCGCAAAACGAUCCUAAGCGUCUGGCGCGACCACUCCAAAUUCCAACCCACCCCGGGAACCAUACUCGCCCUGCGUAACCUCACAAUAGACAAACACUGGAAUGAUACCCUGGCCGACCAGAACUGGAGAGAGAUCCUCGACGACAAGCACUGGGAUGAGCGCAUCGGCCCGCCAGUCAAGAUGGCGAAGGUCGGCCGCGCCACGGGGCAUGGAAACAUCAACGCCUUCCCGACGACCCCCGCGGAGUGGUUCCUGCUGGAUGCGGGUGGCGUGGAGGGCUACAGAUCUGUGAAGGAGUGGUGGGAAGGGGUUGGGAGGAGGGAGUGGGAGUCUGAGGUUAGGGCUGAUGAGAGGUUGAAGAGAGAGAUUGGAGCGAGGAGGGAAAUCAUGAGGAGGGAGAGGGAUGCGGUACUAGCGAGGCAGGGGACCGGCGGUGGAGGGGAGGGGCUUAAGAGGAAGAGGGAAGCCGAAGAGGAUUACUCCGGAAUGGACGAUUUGGAAACCGAAAGGCUGAUGAUGGAGGAAUUAAGGAGAGAUGGAAAUUUCGGUAACGGGUAG
Molecule: messenger RNA, 1820 nt
Organism: Tuber aestivum (summer truffle)
Lineage: Eukaryota; Fungi; Ascomycota; Pezizomycetes; Pezizales; Tuberaceae
Source: the annotation of a GenBank genome assembly